Messenger RNA from Dovyalis caffra, 1977 nucleotides. The record is from the annotation of a GenBank genome assembly. NCBI's taxonomy places the organism in Eukaryota, Viridiplantae, Streptophyta, Magnoliopsida, Malpighiales, Salicaceae.
AUGUCUUCGGGGUUUGGGAAGAAAGCAGGCCCAACCGCAUCUUCAUUAUCUCAACCUCUUUUUGGUCCUCCUCCUCUGUCAUCUUCCCCUUUCCCCCCAGGGAGAGCGCUGUCACCACCUUUGAUUUAUCAAGCCUCUAGUCUUGCUACCACUCCUUACCAAUCAACUGGAAUCCCGAGGAAGCCAGAAGCUGUGGAAAGAUUACGGUCACCUCCUUCACGUCCUGCUACAACAUCUUCUUACCUAUCUGUUGGGCCCUCUUUCAAUCAGUCUCCUCCUUCUAGAUGGGUUAAUGGGCAGGAAUCUUUCUUUAAUGAUGAUCCAAAGUCUUCUGCAGUCACAUCAUUUGUUUCUUCACGUAAUUCUGGAACUAGUGUAACUGCUAAAGUUGCUAGAUUUCAGGACCUGAAAAGGGGCAGGUCACCUCCUCCUCCUCCACAUUCUGUAGAUGAAGGCGUUUCAAGAAAUUUCUGUCAAAAUUUCCUUCCAAGUGGGAAUAACUCAGUUCUGCCAAGAACAAGAUCACCUCCUUUGGAUUUUGAAAACAAUAAAACCGCUAAGAAUCCUUUUGGCGAAGGUCAACAGUCUACUUUGCCUCCAUCUGCAUGGGAUGACCAUCCCAAGUUGCCAGGAAAUUACCCUGACUUGCUGACUCGUCAAGACUCGUCAGUCCUACCCUUUGCAGGUUCUCAUGAUUCUAUCCAUGCCUCAAAGAGAACUAGGUCACCACUUGUUUCACCAGCUACUGAAGUUCUCCAGGAUUAUCAUCUUCCUGUCCAAAACGAAUAUAAAAGGAAUUCUGUGUCUCCUCCUAGGUUAGGUAGUAGGUUGAAUGCUAUUUUCAGUACCUCAAAUUCUCAAAUUCCUCAAAGGAAUUUGCCUUCUGUAAAUGCUACUGUUGAUGCUGCUCCCACCAGGACCACCAGCUUCACUAUGGCAAAAAGAACAAGAUCACCACCUUUACCUUCAGUUGAUAAAGUAUCUCAGGAAAACCCAUAUUCCACCCAAGACGAUGCUGAAAGAGAGAUACAAGCAAAGGCAAAGCGGUUAGUUCGAUUCAAGGCAGAAUUAAGUGAGGAUUUUGAAAAUAGCCGAGAUACUGCAGACCAGAAGAUUGCUGCAAGUGGACGUGAGCAGGCUAUAGACGGAAGGCAAAAAGUUUAUGGUGGUCACCCUAUCGAAUCAACAGGGGAUUUAAGCAACAGCAAUAUUUCAUCUGAGUUUGAAGGGUCCGAAACAUCCACUGUUAUUGUUGGGCUGUGUCCGGAUAUGUGUCCUGAGUCAGAAAGGGCAGAAAGAGAAAGGAAAGGGGACCUUGACCAUUAUGAGCGCUUGGAUGGAGACAGAAAUCAAACCAACAAAUUUCUUGCUGUUAAGAAAUAUACUAGGACAGCAGAGAGGGAAGCAAACCUCAUACGUCCUUUGCCCAUCCUGCAGAAGACUAUUGAUUAUUUGCUCAAUUUGCUAGAUCAGCCUUACAGUGACAACUUUCUUGGCAUGUAUAACUUCUUGUGGGAUAGGAUGCGAGCAAUCCGAAUGGACCUCAGGAUGCAGCACAUUUUUAGCCAGGAGUCUAUAACUAUGCUGGAGCAAAUGAUAAGGCUUCAUAUAAUUGCCAUGCAUGAGUUAUGCGAAUACAAAACAGGAGAGGGGUCAAUUGAGGGAUUUGAUGCGCACCUUAACAUUGAACAGAUGAACAAAGCUUCAGUUGAACUGUUUCAAAUGUAUGAUGACCACCGGAAGAAAGGGAUUAAUGUGCCGGCAGAAAAAGAAUUUCGUGGUUAUUAUGCGCUUCUCAAACUAGAUAAGCAUCCUGGAUACAAAGUUGAACCUGCAGAGCUCUCGCUGGAUCUUGCAAAGAUGACACCAGAGAUGAGGCAAACCCCAGAAGUGCUUUUUGCUCGGCUUGUAGAACAGGUAACUUUAUUGCCUUCUUUCGGCUUGCAAGAAAAGCAAGUUACCUUCAAGCAUGCUUAA